AUGGCGGUCCCGACGGCGGAGGAGAGCGCGCGGCGCUUCCGCAUGGUCUACGUGGGCGCGUCGCUGGUGGCCAUGCUCAUCUCGACCUACACGACGCUGUACGGGCCCAUGGACCUGUCGGCGCCGUCGCCGUCCGCUGCCUCAGGCCCGCUGGACGCCCGUGCGCUGGACCAAAUGACGCGGACCAAUUCGGCGGCGCGCUUCCGCUGGGGCACGUACCGGCCGGGACUUUAUUUGGGUCUGCGCUCUCGCACGGCGCCCGAGUUUGUGUCGGCCGGACUAUUGUGGGGAUCACAAUUGGAGGACGUGUCACAAAUCAGACACCAGUGCCGCCAAGAGGACCGACUUCAACGUUACGGCUGGCUCGAGCACGACGGGGCCAACUACGGGCUGCAGACCGUGGAGGACCAAUUCAACCGCCUGGAGCUCGCCACCAGCUACGCGCGACUGCAGGCCGACCAAGUGCAGGGCUGGGCCGCCCGAGUGCAGGCCGGGCCGCUGACGCCCAGGGACGAGCACCUCGCGCGCAAGCAGGUGCCGAGCAACAAGGUGUCGCUCUUCUUCUACGUGGACCUGGGCUGCGGGGACGAGAGUCUGGAGCUGGAGUGCCGCCACAAGCUGCAGAACCUCAUGGAGGUCACGGCCGAGCCCGCGCGCGUGCAGUGCGGCCAGCAGAAGGACGAGCAGUGUGUGCAGAUGGUGCUGGAGAGUGAAGGACCCGACGGGGAGCGCGCGCCGGAGGACGCUGCUGCGCCUCUGACCUUCCAGAUGCACGUGCAGCUGAAGACGGGCCCCAGUGUGCGAAGCGCGGAGCUCCACUACGCCGGCCUCAAGAACACCAACGUGAUCAAUGUGAAGGACAGGCUCGUGUCGCUGGCCCAACGGCCGGGCGGUGAGGUCAACAAAGACCUGAGGUCGGACAAGGAGAUCCAGCUGGAGAACUUCAUCGAGGAAGGCAGCACGCUCGUGGUGGUGCAGGCCAUCGUGGAUGUGGACGUUGCUACGUUCAAGGACGGCGACGUGGUGCUGGACGUGCUGUUCAACGAGGCCGCGACCUCAACUGCGGCUGAUGCUGUGAAGACGCCGAUCGACAGUCUCGUCACUGGAAAGCUGGCCGAGUACUCGCAGCAGUUCGACAAGAAAUUCGAGGAGGCUUUCCAUCUGUCCUCGAAGACGUGGCCGACGAACGAUGGAGAAGAGGCCCCGUUCAGCGACAGCCUUAUGGCCUUUGCCAAGGCGGCGUUCAGCAACUUGAUCGGAGGUACGGGCUACUUCUACGGCAGUUCGCUCGUGCAGCAUGACCCGGAGAACCCCGAGACUGUGGAGUCCCCUGAGAAGCCGCUGUUCACGGCUGUCCCAUCGCGGUCAUUCUUCCCGCGAGGUUUCGUGUGGGACGAAGGCUUCCACCAGUUUGGCGUGUCGGCGUUUGAUGACAACAUCACGCGUGACGUGAUCGCCCACUGGCUUGGGCUUAUGGAGGAGGACGGCUACAUCGCUCGCGAGCAGAUUUUGGGCCAAGCUGCGCGUCGUCGUGUACCUGCUGAGUUCUUGGUGCAGCAUGUGGAACACGCUAACCCUCCUACGCUUCUCAUUGCGUUGGAGAAGAUGAUGCAGUGGCACAAGGACGCUGACUCGGACAAGGACCUGCAGGAGUUCGUGCGCACGAUCUUCCCGUUCCUGAAGCGCUGGUACAGUUGGUUUUUGAAGACGCAGUAUGGCCCCAAGACGGCGAGCUUCCGCUGGCGCGGCCGCCACCCGAACGAUGGCAAGCUGAUUUCCAACACACUCUCGUCGGGCCUGGACGACUACCCGCGCGCGUCGGUGCCCAGCGAGAACGAGAUGCACGUGGACUUGCUGUCGUGGAUGAUCCGGUCGAGCGAUGUGAUGGCGAAGCUCGCAGCUUUUAUCGGUCGGGAAGCCGAUGUGGACCGCUUCGAGAAGAACAGCGCGCACUUCUUCACUGGACUGGACCAGCACCACUGGAACGAGGAAGCUCAGUCGUACUUCGACGUGGGUGACCACAGCGAGGACGGCGUCAUUCAGUACCAGGUUGCCAUUCGCUGUCGCAAUGGAGACGGCCAAGUGGUCGACGCUACGGCACCUAUCGCGCAGAUUGAGACCAGGAAUGUCAAGUGCCCGGAUACCCACCCAGAGUUUAUGUUCCCGCUAGGCGACGGUCGCGGUGGGCUGCAGAUGCUGCCUGUAUUCGUCCCCGGUACCACAGAGCUGCAGCACGUGAAGCACGUGGGCUACGUCAGCGUGUUUCCGCUGCUGUUGAAGGUGCUGCCGCCGGACUCUCCGAAGCUGCUUGCUCUCCUGAAGCAGAUCACCGACCCUGCGCAGCUGUGGUCGCCGUUCGGACUGCGCUCCUUGUCUACGCGGGACCAGUUCUACGAGCAAGAAAACGCGCCGGGAGACAACCCGUACUGGCGCGGAGCUAUCUGGAUGAACGCCAACUACCUGGCUCUGGAUGCGCUACACUACUACGCGCAGCCGAGCACGGGCAGUCCGUACCAGAAGGAGUUCGAGAAAGCGUACGCUGCGUUGCGGACGAACGUGAUCGCCAAUGUCUACCGCGAGUACGAGCGCACUGGGUACCUCUGGGAGCAGUACAACGGCGACAUCAGUGCCAAGCAGAACUACGGUCAGGGACAGCGGUGCCACCCGUUCUCGGGAUGGACGGCGCUUGUGGUGAACAUUAUGGCGGAGAUCUACUAG
Molecule: messenger RNA, 2718 nt
Organism: Phytophthora sojae
Lineage: Eukaryota; Oomycota; Peronosporomycetes; Peronosporales; Peronosporaceae
Exons: 1
Coding region: 1-2718 (905 amino acids)
Biological process (GO): protein N-linked glycosylation; oligosaccharide metabolic process
Cellular component (GO): endoplasmic reticulum membrane
Molecular function (GO): Glc3Man9GlcNAc2 oligosaccharide glucosidase activity
Source: RefSeq, a predicted model, not a curated record